Plasmodium knowlesi strain H is the source of this 651-nucleotide messenger RNA. RefSeq names its product Plasmodium exported protein, unknown function. NCBI's taxonomy places the organism in Eukaryota, Apicomplexa, Aconoidasida, Haemosporida, Plasmodiidae. The record is from RefSeq and is a predicted model, not a curated record. The coding region runs from base 1 to 651 and encodes 216 amino acids. The transcript is spliced from 2 exons.
AUGAAAGCAAAUGUGUUAUCUGUUUUAUUUAGCGUUAUUGCUGUGGCCUCUGUGAUUUGGCAAUCCCGUACCCCACAGGAUAUGAAAAACCAUGCGGAGUACUCGGGCAGUGGUAAAAAUUUAUAUGGCGCUAAUAGUGUCGGACAAUUAGGAAGAAUUUUAAGAUCAAAUAAUUCAAAUAUAUUCCAGGAGUAUGCAGGCUUACAGGGUGAAGUAAAUACUGACGUGAUGGAAAGUAUGACGAACAUUCCUGGGUUAGGUACCACAUUGAACGUUCAAAUUGUACAAGAAGAGGAGGAGCAGUCUCAGGAGCAGUUGGACGAACUAAUUCAUAAAAUAACAAACACGUGGAAUGACACAUUUAUAAAUAUGGUAGAAGAUUAUAUCGAUUUUACAGAACGAAAUAAUAUUAUAGAUGGGGAAUGGAAAUGCCAAAUGUGGAAUCAAAGAUGGUACAAAUAUUUACAAUUUCUAGCUGGUAGUUUGAACGAAGUUAUUGAAAAUGAUAGCUAUCCCUUGGAAAUGAAGGAGUACAUUUCAGAUGAAUUCCUUUAUUGGGCUAACCAUGAUUUUAUAUGGUUUCUAAGUAUAGUUAGAGCAGAGUGGGAUAGAAGAGUGGAAUUACCUGAGCAGCCAGCAUUACAGGCUUAA